GUGAAUAUUUUGUAGGGAAGCGAUUAGCGGGCUGCACCGCGCACAUCACCUCGGCGCUUUGGCUCGUUCCCCUGCAUUCGCGCCUUGGCAAAGGAGACGCAGCUACGGCACCGGUCCGAGAAGUGUCAAAGAGCUGACGGUGCAGUAGCGUCCAGCAGCAACCCUCAACUCGUGCUCGUGUGGUGUUUCCGGUGCUGCAGUGCUGCACUCCAAGACUCUCACCAUUGUCCCUCAUUUCCAUCAUUUCCGGCUCAUCGACUUCUCAGUGGUUCUUCCCCCCCUCUCAACCUCGCCGCUCUACCUAGCACCCCUUCCUGGCCUUCCAUGCAGGCUGGCUGACCAGCACAUGAGCCAAUGUCGUGUCGGGAGGUGGAGAUGGUGGAGAUGGUGGAGUUUGGCAGUUUGUCUUCCAUUUCGACUCACGCUGAAUCACGCCCGGUCGACGGUCGGUGCCACCACCUCAGCACCGACUGGCACCUGCAGUGAUGAGAGCGCCUCCCUGGUUCCCAGGCGAGCCAGGCAAGCCAAGCUCCAGGAGACAUGUGUAAACAAACCGUAGCUGGCACUGUAAUUUAUUGGACAAGUGGGUCCCCUGGGACUG
Molecule: messenger RNA, 601 nt
Organism: Neurospora tetraspora
Lineage: Eukaryota; Fungi; Ascomycota; Sordariomycetes; Sordariales; Sordariaceae
Exons: 1
Coding region: 347-559 (70 amino acids)
Source: RefSeq, a predicted model, not a curated record